Molecule: messenger RNA, 1299 nt
Organism: Phaeoacremonium minimum UCRPA7
Lineage: Eukaryota; Fungi; Ascomycota; Sordariomycetes; Togniniales; Togniniaceae
Product: putative tfiid associated protein
Exons: 4
Coding region: 1-1299 (432 amino acids)
Biological process (GO): regulation of DNA-templated transcription; chromatin remodeling
Cellular component (GO): chromatin; nucleus
Source: RefSeq, a predicted model, not a curated record
AUGGGAAACUACUGCGCCAGCCGCUAUGUGUUGCGGCAGGAGACCAUUGCCACCAUGGACAGCAUCAACAACGACGAGAAGAAAAUCGCUACUAAGACAUCCGAAGAACCGUCUGCAUUCUCCUGGCUCGAUCCGCAUCCUACCUUCGUUGUCAUACUCGUUAGUCCAGAUGAAAUUCCGUUUGGCAUUCAGAAAGACUUUCUCUGCGCCAAGUCAAGUUACUAUCGCGAGUAUUUCGAAGCCAGUGCUGAAGAUGAAAAGGUAGAAUUUCUUGUCAAGCUUCCCGACACGCCGAUCGAGGCCUUCGCCUUCGUUCAGAACUUCAUGUACACUGGAGAGGUCUUUCCUAAUGCGCAGACAAUCCCGUCGUACGAGAUUCUGGUCGAUGUCUGGAAAUUGGGACAUAUUCUGAACAUUGAAGGCCUCUGUGACAGAACUCUGGAGGCGAUGUCGGAGGUUCGACGGCUCACUGACACGAUCCCCUCCACGCCUUUGCUGGUCCAGGUGUGGAAGGACACGCCAGAGGGCUCAUCCCUGAGGAAGCUACUCCUGAUGUGGGCUGCCGAGUACAUGAGAUCAUCGGAAUCACGCGCCGAGUUUGCCAAAUCCUUACCGCAGGAGGUUCUUAGUGAGCUGGUAGUGGCUAUGAGCUCCCUGGACACCACCCCCGUCGUGCAGGUCAACGGAUCUACGUCUGCAGGCCAUCAAGCCCGCAAGAAUGUGCAUUAUAUUGAGGAGGAGAGCGAUGAUGGCUAUGCUGCUGUUGCGAAGAAACAGCGAUACUCUGAUAUCCUACCUACCACAUCCACUCAGUCCACUCCCAAAGCAGGGCCCGGUCGGAAACCAGGUCGCAACUCCUUGCCGGGACCCAAGCCCCAAGGGAGACGUCGGUCGAACAACGCUAAUGUCGGAGAUCUCGAAUUCACAAUAGGGGACAAAGUGAGAUUCUGCGAUGAUCUUUUGAAUCGAAUGCUCUCUGGGCCUGGCUUCUGGACACGCCUCGUCGGCCCUUUCAAGGAGCCUGUUGAUCCCGCCACGGAUGGCGUCCCGGACUACCUGGACAAGAUUAAGCGGCCGAUGGAUCUUGGCACGAUGAAGGCGAAGAUGGACGCGCAUGGAUACACCAGCGACGAGGAGUUCCUCGGGGACAUGCAACAGAUGUUCAACAACUGCUAUACAUACUGGAAGCCCGGAGAUCCCAUGUAUAUCGCCUGCCAGAAGCUGGAGAAGACGUUCCAGGAGAAGUAUUCCCAGAUGAACAAGUGGCUGGCGAAGAUGGACGGGUUGGAGGAUCGCUGA